GACGGGAAACACGAAGAAGCGGUACGGUUCUGCGAGAGAUGAACAAGUCUCUGUCUUUUUUGUCUCCGUAGUCAUAUUAGAUACAUUUCACCUCGUCACACUGUAGGUUACGUUCAUCCAGACGGAAUGGUCCGCUGUCAAGAAUAGCCGUUCGUCCGUUUUCAAGACAUGUCGUUCCAUCAAGACCGUGGCGGACACAGGGCUGGAAUGGCCUCUGGUCUACGACACCCUCCUCCCCAGCCGUCUGCAGCUCAGUACCACUAUGACCCCCAGACUUCUUCCACUCCCGGUUACCAUGGUAGCCACAGUUACGUGCCUCCUCGUACUGACUUCAUGCAGUACACGUCCCUGCCUCCGCCCCAGAACCCGACCUCAGUGAACGCCUGCCCGGUGCGUCCUCCUUUUCCAAAGCCUCCUGUCCGACACGGCUUUCCUGACCCGCCACCAAACUUCCCGCCGCCCCCGUUGCCCUGCCCGGCCACUGGGCCCCCGCCAGCCUCUCAGAUCCCCGGAGUGAACCCGUACCACCCUUAUAUGAUGCCUCCGCCUCCACUGCCGCACAUGCCGCCCCCAUUGCCACCUCAGUCCAUGAACUACCCCCCAUUCCCCAUGAACUACCCGCACCCACCGCCGCCUUUCCCCCCUCCCCCCUUCAACCCUGGCUACAUGCAAAACCCAGGCUUGUACCAGCCAGACCAGAGCUUCCAUCAUUCGGGCCAGUACCAGCACGCCAAGCCCCUGGACCACAGACGGUCGCCGGACCGAGGCUAUCGCCAUGACGACCACCGGCAGAAGAGCUAUGGUGACAGGAAGGAACGCGGGAGGAGUCCGGACAGGCACGGUGGGCGAUACCGGUCGGAGCACGACCGUGGCCGGAGCCCGCCCAGACACAGGAGCCGGGAGCGCAGCAGGGACAAAUUUCGUCACAGAGAGAGUCGGCGAUCACCGUCGCCUGACCGACACAGGAAGCGGCCUAGAAGCCGGUCGUCCAGCAGAGACCGGAAGCGUGGCCGCUGGGAAGAAGAUCGUGACCGCAGGUCGGACAGCUUUGCGGGUCAGAGCCGAGACCGCGGCUCCUCGUCUGCAAGGAGCCGGAUGUCCGAAGACCACUUCGCAGAGAAGGUGGACGAGGACAAGGAGGAGGACAACCUGCUGAAGCCGGCCUGGAUCCGCUGCACCCACGCCGAGAACUUCUACUCAAAUGACCCCAUGGACCAAGUGGGCGACUCCACGAUCGUGGGCACCAGCAAGCUUCGUGAUCUGUAUGAGCGCUUCGAGGAGGAGCUGGGAAGGAGGCAGGCCAGGGCGAAGGAGGCCCGCCCCAAAUGGGACCCACCCAAGACCAAGCUGGACGAAGACCAUGACGACAGCAGCAGCGAGUCAGAGUGCGAGUCAGACGGCGAGGGAAGCUCCUGCUCCAGCAGCUCUGACUCGGAUGUCUUCGACGUCAUUGGUGAGAUCAAGAGGAAGAAGGCUCAUCCUGACCGGCUGCAUGAGGAACUGUGGUACAACGACGUGGGACAGAUGAACGACGGCCCCUUGUGCAAGUGCAGCGCCAAGGCCAGGCGAACAGGGAUCCGCCACAGCAUCUACCCGGGGGAGGAGUCUGUGAAAGCAUGUCGGCCCAUGAACAACAACGCUGGGAAGCUUUUCCACUACCGGAUAACUGUCUCCCCUCCAACCAACUUCCUGACGGAUCGUCCGACAGUGAUCGAGUACGACGACCACGAGUAUUUGUUUGAAGGCUUCUCUCUCUUCUCUCAUGCUCCUCUGGUUGACAUUCCUUUGUGCCGCGUGAUCCGCUUCAACAUAGAUUACACCAUCCACUUCAUAGAGGAGAUGACACCAGAGCACUUCUGUGUCAGAGGUCUGGAGCUCUUCUCCUCUUACCUGUUCCGGGACAUCCUGGAACUCUACGACUGGAACCUCCGAGGUCCGGAGCAUGAAGACGAGGCGUCGGAGUGUAAUCAGUUCCACUUCAUGCCACGAUUUGUUCGCUUCCUACCAGACGGAGGGAAGGAGGUCCUGUCGAUGCAUCAGGUGCUGCUCUACCUGCUGCGCAGCAACAAACCAUUGGUUCCCGCUGAGGAGAUUGCCGACAUGCUGCAAUGGGAGGAGCUAGAGUGGCAGAAGUACGCCGAGGAGUGCAAGGGCAUGAUCGUCACCAACCCCGGCUUGAAACCCAGCUCGGUGAGGAUCGACCAACUGGACCGGGAGCAGUUCAAUCCAGAAGUCAUCACCUUCCCCAUCAUCGUCCACUUUGGAAUUCGGCCCGCUCAGCUCAGCUACGCCGGAGACCCCCAGUACCAGAAGCUGUGGAAGAGCUACGUUAAGCUGCGCCACCUGUUGGCCAACAGCCCGAAGGUCAAGCAGAUCGACAAGCAGAAGCUGACGCAGAGAGAGGAGGCACUUCAGAAGAUCCGCCAGAAGAACACGAUGCGCCGCGAGGUGACAGUGGAGCUCAGCAGUCAGGGAUUCUGGAAGACCGGCAUCCGCUCCGACGUCUGUCAGCACGCCAUGAUGCUGCCGGUUCUGACCCAUCACAUCCGUUACCACCAGUGUCUGAAGCACCUGGACCAGCUCAUCGGCUACGUCUUCAAGGAACGCUGCCUCCUGCAGCUGGCCAUGACACACCCCAGCCACCACCUCAACUUUGGCAUGAACCCUGACCACGCCCGCAACUCCCUGUCCAACUGCGGCAUCCGCCAGCCCAAAUACGGCGACAGGAAGGUCCACCACAUGUACAUGAGGAAGAAAGGAAUCAACACGUUGAUUAACAUCAUGUCCCGCCUGGGCCAGGACGACCCCACCCCCUCCAGGAUCAAUCACAACGAGAGACUUGAGUUCCUGGGCGACGCAGUCGUGGAGUUCCUCACCAGCGUGCACCUCUACUACCUGUUCCCUCACCUGGAGGAGGGUGGGCUGGCCACCUACCGGACGGCCAUUGUUCAGAACCAGCACUUAGCCAUGCUGGCCAAGAAACUGGAGUUGGACCGCUUCAUGCUGUACGCUCACGGACCGGACCUGUGCCGGGAAUCGGACCUGCGUCACGCCAUGGCCAACUGCUUUGAAGCUCUCAUCGGAGCAGUUUACCUGGAAGGAGGUCUGGAGGAAGCUCGCGAGCUCUUCGGCCGACUCCUCUUCAACGUCCAGCUCAUUAACGCUCCAGGAGGGGGAAUCAUUGUCGACAUAUUUUCAAGGCAAAUUUAUUUCUAUACAACGCGGCAACCCAAGGAGCUCCGGGACGUCUGGCUCAACUUCCCGCCUCACCCCCUGCAGGUUCAAGAGCCCCUGACGGACCGACAGCUGAUCGAGUCGUCUCCGGUGCUGCAAAAGCUCACCAGCUUCGAGGAGUCCAUCGGCGUCCUGUUCACACACGUGCGUCUGCUGGCGCGAGCCUUCACCUUGAGGACGGUGGGCUUCAACCACCUGACCCUAGGCCACAACCAGAGGAUGGAGUUCCUGGGAGACUCCAUCAUGCAGCUGGUGGCGACGGAGUACCUCUUCAUCCACUUCCCAGACCACCACGAGGGACAUCUGACGCUGCUGCGGAGCUCGCUGGUCAACAACCGCACGCAAGCCAAGGUGGCGGAGGAGCUGGGCAUGCAGGACUUUGCCAUCACCAAUGACAAAACCAAACGGCCCGUGGCCCUGCGGACCAAGACCCUCGCCGACCUGUUGGAGUCGUUCAUCGCGGCGCUCUACAUCGACAAGGACCUGGAGUACGUGCACGCCUUCAUGAAUGUCUGCUUCUUCCCCCGGCUGAAGGAGUUCAUCCUGAACCAGGACUGGAACGACCCCAAGUCUCAGCUGCAGCAGUGCUGCUUGACCCUGCGCACCGAGGGCAAGGAGCCCGACAUCCCACUGUACAAGACGCUGCAGACCGUUGGACCCUCACACGCCCGCACCUACACCGUGGCCGUCUACUUCAAAGGCGAGCGGAUCGGCUGCGGCAAAGGCCCGAGCAUCCAGCAGGCCGAGAUGGGAGCCGCCAUGGACGCGCUCGACAAAUAUAACUUCCCGCAGAUGGCUCAUCAGAAGCGCUUCAUCGAGCGGAAGUACCGGCAGGAGCUGAAGGAGAUGAGACGAGAGCGCGAGCGGCAGGAGAAGGAGACGGACGAGGACGACGGGAAGUGACGGACGGCGAGGUCACUGGACGUGGAAAGUUUGUCUGUGACGGCAGCCGCUGAAUUUCUGUUGCGCUCAAGUUUCACACUUUAGCUGUUCGCUAAUCGUUAGCGCCACUCAAAUGCUGUUGCUAACGUUAGCGCCUCCAGUAUGACUCUGACACUCUGAAGUUGUUUUUGUGCGUUUUGUGAAGUCGUGUGACAGAAAGUGCCACCAAGCAGGAAAUGAAUAAAUAAACACUGAUUUUGUACCAAAACUGUGUGUCAGCGGAGGAAACUCUUCUUGUGGGCUGCAACGUCAUGAGCGCCUGAUGUUGUGCUUGUGAUCUUUUGGCUGUUACAGCCUAAUGUUGGCGUCAAGCUGGUGUGUUUCUCUCCUCGGCCCACCGUUUGUUCACCACAUUGGCUUGCUUGGUCGCGACGUGCACCACAGUAGACCUGGGUUCCACUGCAGCUCAAACGUCAUAGUGGAGCAGGUUUGGCCCUGGGGCCUUCACACUGACUCAUGCUUGUUACGAGACCAAGACAAUGACGGCUGUCUUUGUUUGUUUCGGCGUGUGGUGGCGCUUGAAUGUGCCAGAUGGAGGUGCACAGUCAUGACCAGGGUUAAUCAUCAUUUUUACAUGAUUCACUGUCGUUGAAAUGAUGCUUUUAUUAUGGAGGUUGACAACCGUUGCAUUUAUUUCUAUCAACUUUUACCUCUCUUUCUGGUGCUUUUGUCAGUGUCCCCUGUUUCUCAUCAGCAGUAAACACUGACCAUGUUGCUGUCGGCGUUUGAGUUACAGCUAAUGUUGACUCCAAAGGUCACUGGCCGCACGUAAACGAUCUGCUGAAGGGUCAAAGGCGCUCCAGGCUUCCACCUGCAGGAGCAACAGCGACGUGGCACCUGAGUCCGUUUUCCAAAUGUUUAAUUGUGUCAUAUAAAUAUUCAGUACAAAAUAUCACGUUUUACAAAGCAGAUCGAUGACGGCCGGUGAAGUCUGGCCCGCUCCGACGACCCCCGACACCAAGAAAAAGUGCUCACACACGUUUGCACCGACAUCAUCAUAGAGGUGAGCGACUGUGUCUACACAUCGACAACCACAAUUCUAUCACACCCGGAGAGUCGCCGG
This is a messenger RNA of Synchiropus splendidus (mandarinfish), 5239 nucleotides long. It is a transcript of the gene drosha, whose product is annotated as drosha ribonuclease III. Gene Ontology annotation, biological process: regulation of gene expression; pre-miRNA processing; rRNA processing. The record is from RefSeq and is a predicted model, not a curated record. The coding region runs from base 169 to 4137 and encodes 1322 amino acids. The transcript has 33 exons. NCBI's taxonomy places the organism in Eukaryota, Metazoa, Chordata, Actinopteri, Syngnathiformes, Callionymidae. Gene Ontology annotation, molecular function: ribonuclease III activity; double-stranded RNA binding. Gene Ontology annotation, cellular component: nucleus.